Messenger RNA from Plasmodium adleri (nom. inval.), 2136 nucleotides. Its product is annotated as conserved Plasmodium protein, unknown function. NCBI's taxonomy places the organism in Eukaryota, Apicomplexa, Aconoidasida, Haemosporida, Plasmodiidae. The coding region runs from base 1 to 2136 and encodes 711 amino acids. The transcript has a single exon. The record is from RefSeq and is a predicted model, not a curated record.
AUGGAUAUAGUGCCUUUUGAAGAGGAGGAUAAUAAUAUAAAACGCAGUGAAUCCUCAAGUAAUGUACUGGAUAAAGAUUGUAAAACAUUUUAUUUAUUGAAUCCAGAUGGUAUUCUCGAUUCAGUAGCAGGGUUAGAAAAUUUAUGUAUAUCUUAUAUGAACAUAUCUUAUAAACCCAUAAAAUGUUAUAAAUGUUUAUCAUUUUUUGAAUGUGAAAAUAAUUGUAAUUUUAUAAGGUGUCCUAAAUGUAAAAUAAUAAAUUCUGUAGUACCUCAUGAUAAAUUAGGAAGAAAAGUAAUAAUAGUUAUAUGCUACCAGUGUAAUAAUAGAAACAUAACAAAUAUAGAAUGUAUUUAUAUUCGUUGUUAUUUAUGUAAUUCUAUUAAUUAUUCCAAGUAUACACCUUUUAAUAUUAAUAUAGAUGAAACAAAAUAUGACAACAAAUUUAAAUACAAAGAUAAAGAAAAACAUAAGAGAGAACAAAAAGAAAAAAAAAAGAAAAGAAUAAAAAAUAACAACAAUAAUUAUAAUAAUAACAAUAAUAAUAAUAAUAAUUAUUAUUAUUUUAAAUAUAAUUGUUCAAAUAAAAAUAAACAUAAUUAUACAAAUAAAAAGAAUAAAAAUAAUAAUAUGGGAAAAAAAAUAAUUAACUUAUUUAACCUUUCCACUAUGUUUACAUGUAUUAAACUUCCAAAGGAUGAUACAUUAACAAGUGUUAUGUCAUCCAUAGGAGAAAGAGAAAUUAAUAGUGAUUAUAGAUGUAGUAGAAAAAAUAGUGUCCGUAGUAUAAAUACAGAAAAUAAUAGUAUUUAUAAUAGAUAUCGUAUUAAUAGUAUCACAAGUAUAAAUGAUAAUACUAGUCAGCAAAUGAAUAAUGAAGAGAAACAACAAAACGAAGAUUUUAUAUUUCAUCCUAAUGAUUUUUUUAAUAAUGAAAAUUUAAAUAAUUAUUCAUAUGGAGAAAGAUUAGAUGAAGAAUUUAUAUAUAAUAAUAAUAAUAAUAAUAAUAAUAAUACUUAUCAACGUAAACAUUUUUCGAACGAACCUUUUCAUGGGUAUGCACCUGAUGGAAGAUUUAUUCAAGAUGAUAAUAGAAAAAAAUUUAUAAAAACUGGUAAUAAUAAUAAUAAUUAUUAUAAUAAUAAUUAUAAUAAUUAUAAUAAUUACAAUUCCAGUGAACCUUUUAAUAAUGAAUAUAUUAGGAAUCCAACGAAUAAUUAUAACAACAUAAAUAAUAAUUAUAUACCAAAAAAUAAUAAUAAUAAUAAUUAUAUAAAAAUGAAUGAUAAUAGAAAUAUGUAUAUCAAGGAUAGUAACAAAGGUAUGUAUAAUAAUAAUAAUAAUAUGAUGAUGAUGAAUCAUGAUUAUAAUAAUUAUAAACAAAAUUAUUAUCCAAACAAUCCACAAGCAACAUGGAAUAAAGAUAAUAAAAUAUAUCCUUCCAAUGAUUAUAAGUCAAAUAGACAAGAUAAUUAUUAUGACCGCAUAGGAGGACUUGUAGAAAAUGGAAAUGUUAAAAAAAAAGCUAUGAUGUUCAAUAAUAUGGCACAUGAUUCUUCAUCGAAACAUCAUGCUUCUAAAAAUCAAAGUCUUUUGGAUAUAGAAAAACAAAAAGAAAAUGAUGUCAAGGCGUGUAUUGAAUAUUUUAAUAAACUAAAAAAAGGUAAUGAUAUUAAUAUCAAAACCAUACUAGAACGUGGUAAUUAUAAAGAAUUAAAUAUACCAAAAGAACAUUUAGAAAACGGAAUCUUUUAUAAAAACGUAGAAUUUUAUCAAAAACAUAAUUUAAAAAAUUAUGUAGAUCAUUAUAAUAAAACAAAUGCAGUAGUGGAAAAUAAAAAUUAUAUCAAUAAAGAUUUAUCAAAGCAUAAUAAUAAUGAAUAUUAUAAAGAUAAACAUCUUAAUGCUGAUAAUAAGAAUAAAUUUUCAGAUAACUCUAAUAUUAACAAUUCAAAUAAUAAAUAUGAUGAAGAUAAAAAUAAAAAAAAUAAACGUUCAGCAAAUGAUUUAUAUGAUACCAAACAUUCGAACACAUAUGACGCUAAUGCAAAUAAUAAAAAAAAAAUAAAAAACGAGAACGCACGAAAACCUACAUUUUACACAAAAGAAGAAUUAAUCAAGGACUUUUUUCGUUAG